Carassius gibelio (silver crucian carp) is the source of this 3170-nucleotide messenger RNA. RefSeq names its product neuronal pentraxin-2-like. NCBI's taxonomy places the organism in Eukaryota, Metazoa, Chordata, Actinopteri, Cypriniformes, Cyprinidae. The coding region runs from base 164 to 1453 and encodes 429 amino acids. The transcript is spliced from 5 exons. The record is from RefSeq and is a predicted model, not a curated record.
CAGCGUCAGGUGUUCAAGAGCUGGGUAUCAUAACUAACAUCCACGGAUGAAAAUGUUUUACUCGGUAUGUGUAGUUUAGGAUUACUUUUGCCAUUCAACACAGUAUUACUUUGUCAUACAUAUUAUUGAACCUCUCCGUGCGCCUUUAUUACAUCGCUCCAACAUGCUUCAUCUGCUCGCCGCACUCAUAUGCAUCUAUGCACUGACUUGUGUAAAAGUUGUCUAUGGACAGAAUGACAAAGGUGAGCGCUUUCUAUGUACCGCAGUCCCCAUUGACAAGGAUACAAGUUGCCCCGUGAAGUCUCUGCCUGUUCAAAGCGCAUCGGUCCAGGAGGAGGAACUGAGAAACACCGUCAUGCAACUUCGCGAGACCAUCUUACAACAGAAGGAGACAAUUGUCAUUCAGUUGGGAACGAUUAAAGAGUUGACGUCUAAAUUGUCACGAUGUGAGUCUGACUCUGAAGCAUUUAGGAAAAUGAAUAAGGACACAAUGGAUGAUGUGCCUAAAGAUCCAAAUGACACCAUUGACGUUCUUGGAAAAACCAUGCAGACUCUGAAAGAUCGACUGGAAAAUCUAGAGCAACAGCAAAUGCGAGCCAAUAUCUCCGGUGCCUCCUUUCCUAACGAACUGAGAAAUUUACUUCAGCGUAGACUGGAGGACUUGGAAAAUCAACUGCUCAAGAAGGUCAAUGAGCUUGAGGAAGAGAAGUCCCAGUUAUAUAAUGAGAGCGUCGCUCAUCGCCAGCGCACUGACAGUACUCUCAACUCUCUCAUGAACAGGAUCUCUGAACUGGAGAAAGGAGGAGCUGGAUUUAAAUCACCAGAGAAUUUCAAGAUCUCUCUUCCACUUCGCACAAAUUACCUUUUCGGACAAGUAAAGAAAAGCCUGCCAGAAAUGUACGCCUUCACUAUCUGCAUGUGGCUCAAGUCAGGUUCGAGCCCCGGCAUUGGAACCCCAUUUUCCUAUGGAGUGCCUGGCCAGGCAAAUGAGAUUGUACUGAUCGAAUGGGGCCAUAACCCUAUAGAACUGCUCAUCAAUGACAAGGUGGCACAACUACCUCUAUCAUUGAGCGAUGGGAGGUGGCACCAUAUCUGCAUCACUUGGACAACCAGGGAUGGGCUUUGGGAAGCCUACCAGGAUGGCCAAAGAUUGGGAUCAGGAGAAAAUCUGGCCCCCUGGCAUCCUAUCAAGCAGGGAGGAGUCCUCAUCCUGGGCCAAGAGCAGGAUGUAGUAGGGGGGCGCUUUGAUGCAACCCAGGCAUUUGUGGGGGAACUGAGCCACUUCAACAUCUGGGAUCGGGUCCUGCGCUCCACGGAUAUCAUUGCCAUGUCAAACUGCUCAUCCUACACACCUGGGAAUGUGGUGGCUUGGACUGACAGUAACAUUGAGGUGUUUGGUGGAGCCUCAAAGUGGCCACUGGAGCUAUGUGAAGAUCGGCUAUUUGACAAUUAAAGAUGUUUGCAGAUAUUAUUGAAUGAUAUUAAAGGGAUAGUUCACCCAAAAAUUAAAAUUACCCAAUGAUUUAGUCCCUCUCAAGCCAUCAUAGGUGUAUAUGAAGUUCUUCUUUCAGAAUACAAUCAGAGUUUUUGUCCGAAAGAAGAAGGUUAUAUACAACUUGGAUGAUUGAGGAUGAGUAAAUUACAUUUUUGGGUGAACUGUCCCUUUAAAUCCUUUUUAUCCUCAAAAAAGAUUCACCACUUAAAAGAAAAGUAGCAAAUAGUUUAGAAAAAUCAACAUAAAUCAACUAUAUCAGUGAAAUAUUUAAAUAUUCUAGGAUAGAUUACAAAAAGCAGGUAAAAGUAACAUUUCAGUUGAUAUGUUCACUUGACAUUUGUGGCUAAAGGAAAUUUGCGAUUACAAAACACUGUAUAAGAUGGUACUACCAUGGUACUCUGAUAAAUACCAUAUUACUGAGUGAUUAUCAAUUAUUUACAGUGUAUAUACACAUUAUACUCCAUGGUGCAUUGUCAUGUCACCUUUUUGGUCUACACAAAAUCACACAUGUGUAUGAUUAUCUUGUUAGCUGUGUCCACGCCAUGUUGGAAUUACCAGAAUUAUGAGGUUUAUAAAAAGCAGUCAUGUCCUCAUAGAGCUCAUAAUUGCAACUUGUAAACUUUUUUUUUUAACUCUUCAUGUGGAAACACUAAAAAUGGCAGCAGCUUGAGAAAUAAAAAGUAGUUGAACAGUUAUUUCAUAAUAUUUCAUCUUAAUAAUUCUGGGAAAAAAAUUAAUAAUGCAAGAAUAAUUGGUAAAUAAAACUUAUUUUAAUGUUGCUAGCAUCUUUCUACUACCCCACUGAAUAAACUAUACAAUUAUUAAUAAGGCAUUUUCAUUAUCUUUUUUUUUUAUUGUGGAUUCAUCUAUUGAUUCCUCAGAUUACACAGAUGAAUUCUGGUGUUAAGUGUUGCUAGAGAAACUCAUAAUUCCAAAUCCGAGGACAUGAACAGCUCUAAGUAGGACAUCCUGUGUUCUCAACUAAAAAUGUUUAGAAAUCAUUCACAACAUCGCGUGAACGCAGCAAAAGUUUUUAGAUAAAAAAAGAGUGUACUCAUGGCUUUCUGUGUCCUCUUUGUUGCCCUGCGGUCUAAUGUAACAUGCUAAUAUUUCAUUACAAACGGUUUAUAUUUAAGAACAAGAUCAUACAUUAUAUAAGACGAACACCUUUGUAUCUUUUGUUGUUAGACAGUCUAAAUAAAUGUAGACUUUGGUGAGGGAAAUCACAUUAAUGAGUUCAUAAUAUGGUUAAAGCACCAUACAUUUUUCUUUUUAAAAUCUGUAAUAGAUUCAUAUAAACAGAUAUUAAUUAAAAAAAUAUUAAAAAUCAUCUUUCUUCAGAAUCUUAAGCCCAUCUCCGUUUACACUGACUGAAUUACCCAUUGAAGAUUAUGAAUGUUUUAACACUGUCAAAUAUUUUGCAGACAAUUAAUGAACUGUGAAUUAUGUUGCAAGGUCUGUUUCUUGAAAUAUAUUAUCAUAUUUUUAUACCCUGUUUUUAAAAAUGAAGCAUUUUUCAGAUGUGUAAUCUAGUGUUGUUUUGUUUGCUAUGGAAUGUCAGGAUACCCAUGUGUUGUUUAAAAGCCUUUUUUUGUUUACCGUGCCAAUUAUUCAGGGACUGCUCGACACUGCUAACCUGUGUUUGCCAAUGAAAAAUAAAGUUUGCUUAGAAGUC